This is a messenger RNA of Aricia agestis (brown argus), 2222 nucleotides long. RefSeq names its product aspartate--tRNA ligase, mitochondrial (gene AspRS-m). Gene Ontology annotation, molecular function: ATP binding; aspartate-tRNA ligase activity; nucleic acid binding. Lineage: Eukaryota; Metazoa; Arthropoda; Insecta; Lepidoptera; Lycaenidae. The coding region runs from base 86 to 1945 and encodes 619 amino acids. The transcript has a single exon. Gene Ontology annotation, biological process: aspartyl-tRNA aminoacylation. Gene Ontology annotation, cellular component: cytoplasm; mitochondrion. The record is from RefSeq and is a predicted model, not a curated record.
UAAAAAAUUAAUAGUUUACAAUUACUGAUAUAUUCUUUGUUAAAUUCUUCACCAACAAAAGAAAACAUUAAUCGUCGAUGAUAAAAUGUGGAGACCCUAUUUUACAUGUUGCUCAAGAUACAAUUUUUUCAUUGCCCCUUUUCGCUUGAAACGAAACUCAAAAGUUCCACUGUGCAAUACACCGAAAAAGUUUUUAUGUAAUUAUUACCGUGCACUAUCUACUAAAGCAAAGGAGUUUCCGCAUAUCGCUAUAAACGAUAAUGCCAAGGUUUCUAAGGGCGUCAACACAUUUACUUACCGAACGCACUCCUGUGGUGAAUUGAACAUCAAGAACGUCGGAGAAAAGGUAACUUUGUGUGGCUGGGUUCAGUAUGUAAGACUGUCUAAAUUCCUUCUCAUUAGAGAUGCCUACGGCCUUACACAGUGUAUGGUCAAGAGAUUAGAUGUAGAUCCUGCUGCAGUACCCUUAGAAACUGUGAUCAAAAUUCAAGGAACAGUAGCUGCUCGGCCCAAAGAAAUGGUAAAUAAAGAUAUGGCCACAGGGGAGAUUGAAGUAGUUAUUGAUAAAUUGGAUGUGUUAAAUGAGGUUGAACUGCUACCAUUUAAUUUAAGAAGCUACCAAAAACCAAAGGAGCAGCUCAGGUUACAGCACAGGUAUAUUGACUUAAGAUUUCCGGAGAUGCAGUACAAUCUACGUCAAAGAUCUCAAAUGCUACAUGAAAUGAGAAGAUUCCUAGUGGAGGAACACAAUUUUGUUGAAGUUGAAACUCCAACUUUGUUUUGUCGGACGCCCGGUGGUGCUCGGGAGUUUGUUGUGCCCACUCGACAUCCGGGACUCUUCUAUUCACUCGUGCAAAGUCCCCAGCAAUUCAAACAAAUGUUGAUGGCCGGUGCUAUUGAUAGAUACUUUCAGAUUGCUAGAUGCUACAGGGAUGAAACCACCAGACCCGACAGGCAACCAGAGUUUACCCAACUGGAUAUAGAACUAUCAUUUUCCAAUUUAAAUCAGAUACUAACUCUUAUUGAACUGUUGUUGUACAAAACAUUCAUUAAAGACUUACCGAAACCUCCUUUUCCACGCAUAUCCUACAAGCAGGCUAUAGAAAAAUAUGGCUCAGACAAACCAAACUUGUGCCAUAGCUUGGAAUUGAUUAAUAUUACUUAUAUUUUCACGGACAUUGGAAAGGGAUCGGGUGCUUUUGCUCUACCCUACAGUAAUAAAUUAGGUAAACUUUCCACAAAAAAUAAGGAGAAAAUUAAAGAGUUAUGUAAAAAGUAUAAUGUAAGGAUAGUACAAUUUGAAAGUAUAUCUAAAUAUUUUGGCAGCGAAGUGUAUGAUAGAAUCAACAGUACUGUAGGCUGUGAUAAUUCUUGUAUUGUAGCUGUAGGAGAUAAGGAGAGGGUAUGCUUGAGUUUAGGAGAACUCCGGGAAAUUAUUGCAGAUUUGCUAAAAAGUAAAGAGUUGAUUUCAUUUGAUGACAGAAUAAAGCCACUGUGGGUGAUAGACUUUCCGCUUUUUGUAAGAGGAGAGAAUGAUAUGGAGACUUGUCAUCAUCCUUUCACAGCGCCUCAUCCGGAAGAUGUGCAUUUACUAGACACGGAUCCGCUAAAAGUGAGAUCAUUGGCUUACGACUUAGUGUUAAACGGAAAUGAAGUAGGUGGAGGCUCAGUACGAAUACAUAAUGCUAGUUUACAGGAGAAAAUAUUUGGUAUAUUGAACAUAAGUUCAGAUAAUUUAUUGCAUUUCAUGAAUGCUCUGAAAAGUGGAUGUCCACCUCAUGCGGGCAUCGCUCUGGGCAUAGACCGGCUGAUGGCCAUAGCAUGUGAUGCAGAGUCCAUCAGAGACGUGAUAGCGUUUCCCAAGUCACACGAAGGCAAGGACCCAAUGUCAGGUGCACCAAAUAAAAUCAGCGAUGAAGAUAAAAAGUAUUAUGGUCUUAAGUAAAAGAAAUUAAAUAGUAAUACUGUAUAUAAUAUUUAUUACUAUGUAAUGUAAUUGGCUAUGUUCUCAAAUAACUUAUAACUAAAUUAAGAUUCUUUCAACAAAACAAAACAGGUUUUAUUAAUGAGAUAAAUUCAAGGAAAAAUAAAUUUUGUCAAUAGUGAUUACUAAUAAUUUAUCUGCUGUCAUUUGUUUUAAUAAGCCAGAGUAUUUGGGAUGUUAUGAAAGUAAUAUUUGCUAUGCCUACUUAAAGAUUAAAAUAUAUUUUCUAUUUUUGUUA